GCUAUUACUGCAUGACUAUUUGAAAAGAAAUAAAAUGGCGCUGUGGCAAGACGGGCUGAACAGAAAAGUUGUGAUGGUGACUGGAGCAUCGUCAGGAAUCGGGAGAGAGUUGAGUAUCAACUUGGCAAAAGCGGGUUGCAGGAUCAUUGUUUCAGCUCGUCGUGUAGACAAGCUGAAAUCUCUCUGCAACCACAUUAACAGUAGUAGUAAAUCGGAAGGUCCGGCCCUAAAUGCAAUCGCGGUUGAGCUAGACGUUACUGCCAAUGGUGGUAACAUUGAGGCCGCUGUGCAGAUAGCUUGGAAUGCCUUCGGACGUAUUGAUGCCUUGGUUAACAAUGCUGGGGUUAGAGGUAGUGUAAGUUCUUCUCUAGAAUUGUCAGAGGAGGAGUGGGAACAUACUUUUACGACGAAUCUCAGAGGAGCAUGGUUGGUGUCAAAAUUUGUUUGUAGACACAUGAUCGAUGCUAAACAGGGCGGAGGAUCUAUUAUUAAUGUGUCUUCAAUCGCUGGUCUGAAUCGGGUACUAGUACCCGGAGGUCUUGCUUACGCUUCUUCAAAAAUGGCUCUUAACAGGCUCACUGAGAUGAUGGCACUUGAACUAGGAGUACACAAGAUAAGAGUAAACUCAAUAGCACCAGGAAUUUUCAAAUCUGAGAUGACAGAGAGCCUUAUUCAACAGAAAUGGUUCCAUGGUGUUAUUUCUAGGACCACUCCUCUGAGAACUAUUGGAACGACAGAUCCGGCUUUAACAUCACUCGUGAGGUACUUAAUCCAUGCUUCUUCAGAAUAUGUUUCCGGCAAUGUUUUCAUUGUCGAUAGUGGAGCUACCUUAAUAGGCGUGCCAAUUUUCUCGUCACUCUAAAAGAAUAGAGGUAGAUUCAUGAUUUAAAUUUGAUGGAAG
This is a messenger RNA of Solanum verrucosum, 901 nucleotides long. RefSeq lists its product as uncharacterized. The coding region runs from base 35 to 862 and encodes 275 amino acids. Gene Ontology annotation, molecular function: oxidoreductase activity. The transcript has 3 exons. Lineage: Eukaryota; Viridiplantae; Streptophyta; Magnoliopsida; Solanales; Solanaceae. The record is from RefSeq and is a predicted model, not a curated record.